CGUACAUUGAAUAAAAUAUUUUGCUUUUUGUAUUCCCUUGAUCAUUUAUGAAUAAAAUACUGGAAUCUAUGAAUUUUAAUUGCACUGUCACGGCUUCCUUCGCCAUUGGAAUUUCGACCCCACCUGACAACCCAAAGUCAUGCCGAUCGACAUCAACUUGUUGCGCACAGAGCGCGGCGGCAACCCAGAAUUGGUCCGUGAGAGCCAACGCAAGCGCUAUGCGGAUGUGGACCUCGUGGACCGCGUCAUUGCGCUAGACGAAGCGUGGCGCAAGAAGCAGGGCGACUUGGAAACGCUCAAGAUGAACAUGAACCGCCUCCAAGCCACGAUCAAGGACUUGUACAAGGCCAAGAAGAAGGACGAAGCGCAAGAGUUGGUCGACCAACGUAAGCGACUGGAAGAAUCCGAGCCCGCGCUGAAGCUCGAAGCCGACGCCCUCAAGGAGGUCGUGGACCGCGAAUUGUACAAGAUCGGCAACCUCGUCGACCCCUCGGUUCCCAUCUCCCAGAACGAAGACGACAACGAAGUGACAGCGACGUGGGGCACGUGCCGUGCGCACGACGACUCGUUGCACUACCACCACGAAGUGCUGCACCGCAUCGACGGGUACGAGCCCGAGAAAGGCGUGCAGGUCGCCGGCCACCGCGGAUACUUUCUCAAGGGCUAUGGCGUCAUGUUGAACCAAGCGUUGAUCAUGUACGGACAACAGUUCCUCAUGAAGCGCAAGUACACGCUCCUCCAGCCUCCAUACUUCAUGAACAAGGACGUGAUGGCCGGGGUUGCGCAGUUGAGCGAGUUUGACGAAGCUCUGUACAAGGUCACGGGCGCCGACGCGAACGAUGAAAAGUACCUCAUCGCCACCUCGGAACAGCCCAUGUGCGGGUUCCACAAAGGCGAAUGGAUCACGGAAUCGGCGCUCCCGAUCCGCUAUGCCGGUUCGUCGACGUGCUUCCGCAAGGAAGCGGGGUCACACGGCAAGGACACGUGGGGCAUCUUCCGUGUCCAUCAGUUUGAAAAGGUCGAGCAGUUCGUGCUCUGCGAACCGGAGCACUCGCCGGCCAUGCUAGACGAAAUGCUCGCCACGGCCGAAGCAUUCUACCAGUCGUUGGGCUUGCCGUACCGCGUCAUCAACAUCGUGUCGGGCGAGUUGAACAAUGCCGCGAUCAAAAAGUUCGACUUGGAAGCGUGGUUCCCCGCGUACGCCGAGUUCCGUGAGCUGGUGUCGGCGUCGAACUGCACCGACUACCAAUCCCGCGCCAUGGAGAUCCGCUGCGGCAUCAAGAAGAUGAACCAAACCGAGAAGAAAUACGUACAUCUGCUCAACGCGACGCUGUGCGCGACGACGCGUACCAUCUCGUGCAUCUUGGAAAACUUCCAAACCCCCGAAGGUGUCCGUGUCCCCGAAGUGCUCGUUCCAUUCAUGGGUGGUGUGACGUUCUUGCCGUUCGUGAACGAGCCUAAGGCCAACACGAACGCCCUCAAAAUGGAAAAGGCGGCGUCCAAGAAGGCGUAGGAGAUCAGGGAGAAGUAAUACCAUGUCCUCUUGUCAUAGGGAUGUCUGUCACGCAAUGUAUCAUGCGAGGUUGCGGAAGGGGUCUUCAUGGACGGUCGUGAUGACGAAGUACUUUGAUGCAUCAUGCUAGAUGCCGCUGCAUGUCUUGGUGGGCUGUCGGAUUGCCGCCAUCACAUCUGCUGUACCCG
Aphanomyces astaci is the source of this 1701-nucleotide messenger RNA. RefSeq names its product serine-tRNA ligase. The transcript is spliced from 2 exons. Bases 140 to 1513 code for a protein of 457 amino acids. Gene Ontology annotation, cellular component: cytosol. Lineage: Eukaryota; Oomycota; Saprolegniomycetes; Saprolegniales; Verrucalvaceae. Gene Ontology annotation, molecular function: serine-tRNA ligase activity; tRNA binding; ATP binding. The record is from RefSeq and is a predicted model, not a curated record. Gene Ontology annotation, biological process: seryl-tRNA aminoacylation.